CCAUCAGCUUCAUAAUUAUACCCCGGCUCUUGCUCCUACCGCCCUGCAUUAGCUUCCUCAUAAACAUUGGAGCUGGUACCUGUCAUCCAAUAUGACUGUCAUCUGAACUCCUUCAUCGUCGCCAGCACAGCCGCUAGCUCGUGCACCGUUAGCCGCUUCUAGACAUCUUCAGCACCCCGACCACUACACUGUGUCUCAUAUCAGCGCUUUCCAUACCUCGCUCAUCGGACUUCGCACAUUGAACAGCUAUAGCGAAUCACUCGCGCGCUGCGCCCAUCGCUGAGGCUCUCGCCAACAUGCCAGCACGCAAGUCAGGCGCCUCUCGGACGCUGGCACAAGCUCCAGCGUUCUGGGUGGAGAUUCCUCCGAGGAGCUCCAAGGCUACCUACCAUCGCAAUUUCAAAGCCUUUUUGGCGUCGCAGCAGCACAAUGCGAAUGAUGUGGUCGAUAUCACGCGAAGCACAGGGGUGCAGGAUGCUGUGAUAGAGGCGCGAACGCCUGGCGACGCCUUCGCCUCUGCCAGAGAUUCAUCGCCAACAAAUUCGGAGAUGAUUGUGUCGGAUGAGUUGGCUGCGCUGGGGCCACGGCUCGUGGCACCUGCGAACGGCAGCAGCACCAGCCUUGCGACAUGCACUUCUUCCGGGCCGGCGCCGCCGCUGCCAGACGAGAGAAAUGGCGGCUCGUCGUCGCUGUCAUCGAAGCGGGCUGCUAUUCGCCUGUCUCCCGACGAGGACAUGCUGCCGGCAGUGGAAGCCUCUUCUUCGUGGCGUAGACUAGAUGAUCGCUCGCGAACAACCCUGUUCUUGGGCGAGUCUCAAAACGAUGACGAUGCCUCCAUCGUGUCGACAUUUCGACCCCGCCAUCUCGUCUCACCCGCGAAAUCAAAUGAUACGAGUCGAAGUGACUCCCUGCUGCGCAUCAGCGCGCCUAAGACGAAUGCGCCGAGCCUCUCGAUCAACGGAGGCGCGGUGCCCAGCGCCACGACUGCUCAGACGAUCAUCGUAGCAGAUACUGACGAUGAUUCUGACGAGGGACCCGCACCUCGCAAGGCAGGGCGACGCCUUGUGCAGGAGCCAUUGCCAAAGCCGCAGAAACCUCUCAAAUCUUCAACCCGGGCGUCAGCUAGCGCAACGUCAGGCAAGCGGAAGCGAAAGGACUCCUCCACGUCGUCGAGCUCCUCUAGCUCCUCGGAUUCGUCCGACACAUCGGACUCGUCAGACUCAACCACUUCAGAUACUUCUGAUGAGGAUCUGGAGCAAGACCUCAAUGUCGACGCCUUCGUCCGCUCGACCGGAGUACGUGCAGAGCAGGAGCAAAAGGCGAAGAGGCUCGCUUCUCUCAAACGGCGGAGGGACCGCAAACAGCAAGGAUUGUCCACUGAGGAGGAUUCUGACUCGGAUCAGGGCUCUUCUUCGGGAGAUGAAGAUGAUGAUACGCCACCUUCACGCCGUCCGAACCCCUACCUUGGUGCUGAGAACAAGCGGAGCUCCUCAAAAUCGGAGUCCAAACGAUCUCAAAAGGACAAUAGCAGAAAAAAGAAGAAGAAGGACAGGAAGCGGAAGAAGAAAAAGAAGAAAGAAGCGGAAAGAAAUGAGAAAGUCCGCUCAGAGUCUAAGAAGCGUGGCAAGACAAAGAAGAGCGCAGAGUUGAAUCUACCGCCAGAUCGUCACGUCGAUCUACAGCAGCUUGGCUUUCUUAGGGCUUCAACAAAGGAUUAUGCCGACCAGUAUGUCCGCUGGCUUAGCUUUCGCCUUCUUGGGAUGGAAAUUCCUGAAAGCAACCAACGACUUUGGGACCAAGCUCGUCGUCAUUUGCAACAGGAGGUCAAGGCGAUAGAGAGCGGUGUGAUGACGCAAGCCAUGCGUCGCUCGUUCUACUGGCAUCUUCGGCACUAUCAGAAGUUUUUGAGAAAGCACGCUGGCGACCGGAGCCUUCACGGUUGCGCGGCAUGCGGCAAUAGGAUGCACCCCUCGGACUCCUACUUCACCUUCCACGGACCUUUUUAUCACAAGAAGGAUCUUACCGCGUACACGAAGGUGGACUAUGCCAAUACGUCCAGCGACGAGGAGUCCGCCCAAGAUGAUAUAUGGACUCCAAAACGCGAAGGAGGCAACGACCCCAAGACGCGCAAACGGUCUUUCUAUGUCGGAGCGUCGUGCGCAUCGCGAGCUCGGCUUUUGCACUCGCUUGCGCAUUGGGAGAUCAGCUUCGCCCGACAUUUGAAAAAGUCCGCGUCUUUUAAAAGGGUGGAGCAGGAGCUGGACGAGCAGGACCGUCCUGCGGGAGAUGACGAUUUGGACGCCAUUGCCGACGAGAACGUCAAGGCGCUGAUGAAUCGCUUGCAGAGGUGGCAGAGGAAAUCGCAGGAAAUUGCGGUGGGAAAGGAUAAAGCUGCCACGCAUGUGGACCGCUUCCCUUGGAAAGAGGAAUAGCGCGUCAAAGAACGACACAGCCCCGAAAGAACGACACAGCACCGGUCAAGAUCGAGCAGCUUCGAUCCGCACCUCCAUUCGACGAUCAGAGCAGGAUGAGAGGCAGUCCGUUGUACUAUACAAAGUCCCGGCGAGUUCCGGCGACUUUGAUGUCAUCCAUCAUUUCCGUGCGAUCUUCGGCCUUCUACUCUGGCAUGGACAUAGCCCUAGCCCUCGCUGCAUGACGAUCUCGUGGCUUGUCGCUUGUUUUUAGUUGUAUUAAUCAUCAAUCAACGACUUGCACGAAAACGCACAUAGCGCUCUAAUUUCGCACUGCCACAAAAGAAGUUGCAAUUGAAAACCUGUUGGAAAAGGCAAAGG
This is a messenger RNA of Ceraceosorus guamensis, 2792 nucleotides long. RefSeq lists its product as hypothetical. The coding region runs from base 297 to 2432 and encodes 711 amino acids. The transcript has 4 exons. The record is from RefSeq and is a predicted model, not a curated record. Lineage: Eukaryota; Fungi; Basidiomycota; Exobasidiomycetes; Ceraceosorales; Ceraceosoraceae.